AUGGGUAUCACUGAGAAGCUGAGCCGCAAGUCCGGUGUCAUCGUCGGUGACGACGUCCUCCGUCUCUUCGAGUACGCUCAGGAGAAGCAGUUUGCUAUCCCCGCCAUCAACGUCACCUCCUCCUCCACCGUCGUCGCUUCCCUCGAGGCCGCUCGCGACCGAAAGUCCCCCAUCUGCCUGCAGGUCUCCCAGGGUGGUGCUGCUUACUUCGCCGGCAAGGGUGUCAGCAAUGACGGCCAGGCCGCCUCCAUUGCCGGUGCCAUCGCCGCUGCUCACUACAUCCGCGCCAUUGCUCCCACCUACGGCGUCCCCGUUGUCCUCCACACCGACCACUGCGCCAAGAAGCUCCUCCCCUGGCUCGAUGGCAUGCUGGAUGAGGAUGAGCGCUACUUCAAGCUCCACGGCGAGCCCCUCUUCUCCAGCCACAUGAUCGAUCUGUCUGAGGAGCCCGUUGACUGGAACAUCUCUACCACCGCCGCUUACCUCAAGCGUGCUGCCCCCAUGAAGCAGUGGCUCGAGAUGGAGAUCGGUAUCACUGGUGGUGAGGAGGACGGUGUCAACAACGAGGACGUCGACAACAACUCCCUGUACACCCAGCCCGAGGACAUCCUGGCCAUCUACAAGGCCCUCGCCCCCAUCUCCCCCUACUUCUCCAUUGCCGCUGGUUUCGGUAAUGUCCACGGUGUGUACAAGCCCGGCAACGUCCGCCUGCACCCCGAGCUCCUCUCCAAGCACCAGGCCUACGUCAAGGAGCAGCUCAAGUCCCAGAAGGACAAGCCCGUCUUCUUCGUCUUCCACGGUGGCUCCGGCUCCUCCAAGGAGGAGUACAAGGAGGCCAUCAGCUACGGUGUCGUCAAGGUCAACGUCGACACUGACAUGCAGUACGCCUACCUCUCUGGUGUCCGUGACUACGUCCUGAACAAGAAGGACUACCUCAUGACCACCGUCGGUAACCCCGAUGGCGAGGACAAGCCCAACAAGAAGUACUUUGACCCCCGUGUCUGGGUCCGCGAGGGUGAGAAGAGCAUGAGCAAGCGUACCCAGGUUGCGCUUGAGGACUUUAACACCUCCAACCAGCUGUAA
Messenger RNA from Penicillium daleae, 1083 nucleotides. Its product is annotated as fructose-bisphosphate aldolase FBA1. NCBI's taxonomy places the organism in Eukaryota, Fungi, Ascomycota, Eurotiomycetes, Eurotiales, Aspergillaceae. Gene Ontology annotation, cellular component: cytosol. The transcript has 3 exons. Bases 1 to 1083 code for a protein of 360 amino acids. The record is from RefSeq and is a predicted model, not a curated record. Gene Ontology annotation, molecular function: fructose-bisphosphate aldolase activity; zinc ion binding. Gene Ontology annotation, biological process: glycolytic process; gluconeogenesis.